AUGAAUUGCCUACAAUACGCUUCCCGCUAUACGAUACUGUUGGGUCUUUUAAUAAUUGCCAGUCCUGUUACAUCAUCCGACGAGUCGCUGUUCCCUCGUUUCGUCGAGCCAGUUCCAAAUGUCACAGUAACCGUUGGCAGAGACGCUCUCCUUGCAUGUGUCGUGGAAGACCUACGGGGAUAUAAGGUAGCAUGGGUUAGAGUGGAUACCCAAACAAUCCUGAGCAUCCAUCACAACAUCAUAACUCAAAAUCCCCGCAUAAGCCUAUCAUACAACGAUCAUCGAUCGUGGUAUCUCCAUAUAAAAAACGUUCAGGAAGUGGACCGCGGUUGGUAUAUGUGUCAAGUCAAUACAGAUCCCAUGCGCUCUAGAAAAGGAUAUCUUCAAGUCGUAGUUCCACCAAUGAUUAUCGACAAUAUGACAUCAACUGAUAUGGUGGUUCGGGAAGGCACUAACGUCACAAUGGUUUGUCGAGCCACGGGUUACCCUGAACCUUACGUAAUGUGGAGACGAGAAGAUGGUCAGGAAUUCAAUUGCAAUGGGGAAUCCGUUAACGUAGUAGAUGGUGAGAAUCUGACUAUAUCCAAAGUAUCGCGCCUUCACAUGGGAGCAUACUUAUGUAUAGCUUCAAACGGCGUUCCGCCUUCAAUUAGCAAGCGAGUCGUAUUAAUGGUGCAAUUCCCGCCGAUGUUAUCGAUUCCGAAUCAGUUGGAAGCUGCAUAUGUAGGGCAGGACGUAACGCUGGAGUGCCACACUGAAGCCUACCCAUCCUCUAUUAACUACUGGACGACUGACCGUGGUGAUAUGAUCAUAUCUGGCAACAAGUACGUUACUAUCUUAAGCGAUGACGGUUACAGUCGAAAAAUGAAGCUUACUAUACGCAAAGUAUCGUCCAGAGACUUCUCAUCUUACCGUUGUGUAGCUAAGAACUCUCUCGGUGAGACGGAUGGUCUUAUUAGACUCGACGAAAUACCAGCUCCAUCAACAACAAGUACUACGAUUAAUUACAUUCCAACAUUUCCUCAGAGAAAGAAAGGUAAACUUAAGAAUCGUUGGCGGGACAGCUCAGCUGAAAACAGAGUAAUUGGAGAUUAUGAAGUUGAAGAAUGGAAAGAUAUCGAUUAUGAAUCGACACAAUCUUCGAGUUCUUCAACGAUCCAUGGCAUCGUGUACAGUGCACUCACCAUGGCACUUCUUAGC
Brenthis ino (lesser marbled fritillary) is the source of this 1200-nucleotide messenger RNA. The record is from the annotation of a GenBank genome assembly. Lineage: Eukaryota; Metazoa; Arthropoda; Insecta; Lepidoptera; Nymphalidae.